AUGGGGAUAUCAUUAUAUGAUCCAUCCUCAGGCCCUGAUGAUGAGGAUCGUCGCUUCGAAGCUUUUCUUCUAAGCUCAGUCGGUUUUCGGGGCAGACGUACGAGGAAUCCAUUGCGAUCAGUUAGUUUUAAUGGCCGUGAUUCAGCCUCCACCAUGAAAAAAUCAUCUAGAUCGAGAAAGAUGGUGUUUGAGGCAUCACUUAGCUUUAAAGGCAGGGGGUUAGAGACCAUGUUUUCAUUCAGAACUCCUGCACCAGAGAUGGAAAACAAAGUCUUUCGUAGAUGUAUGAGCUCCAAGGCUAAUUAUUCUACAGACCAAUUGCCAAGAUCAGAUAACUUGUCCGAGGAAAAAUACCAAUCACCAUUGUCGCAUCCAAAGAAACUCAAGUGCCAGGCUGCAUUGAAGUUGCAGAAAGUGUACAGGAGUUUCCGAACUAGGAGACAGCUUGCAGAUUGUGCAGUUCUUGUGGAGCAGAGAUGGUGGAAGCUGCUCGAUUUUGCUGAACUGAAGCGGAGCUCUGUAUCAUUUUUUGACAUCGAGAAACCUGAGACUGUGUCUUCACGUUGGUUAAGGGCAAGGACUAGAGCUGCCAAGGUAGGGAAAGGAUUAUCAAAGGCUGAAAAGGCUCGUGAACUUGCUUUACAACAUUGGCUUGAGGCAAUUGAUCCCCGCCAUCGAUAUGGCCAUAAUCUUCAAUUUUAUUAUGUGAAAUGGCUCCAUUGUGAGAGUAAACAGCCCUUCUUCUACUGGCUCGAUAUUGGAGAAGGAAAAGACAUCAAUCUUGAGAGAUGUCCCCGUUCAAAGCUUCAGCGACAGUGCAUCAAAUAUCUUGGUCCAGCAGAAAGGAAGGCUUAUGAAGUUGUGGUGCAGGAUGGGAAAUUUAUCUACAAGCAGAGUGAGAAACUCCUAGAUACCACAGGAGGACCCAAAGAUGCGAAGUGGAUCUUUGUCCUUAGCACAUCCAAGAUCUUGUAUGUUGGGUUGAAGAACAAGGGCACAUUUCAACACUCCAGUUUCUUGGCAGGUGGAGCCACAUUGUCUGCUGGAAGAUUGGUCGUGGAAGAUGGCACUCUGAAGGCAGUUUGGCCUCACAGUGGGCAUUAUCAACCAACAGAAGAAAAUUUUCAGGAAUUAAUGUUGUUUCUUAAGGAACACAAUGUAGAUCUCACCAGUGUAAAGAAAAGCCCAUGUGAAGAGCAAGAAGAAGUCCCUACCAACAAGACCGACGACUUUUGCCUUCAAAGAAGUCUAACAGAAGCAAAUUUAUAUCAGGAUACUGAACCAAUGAGUGAAUACUUCUUUGCUCAAAAGUGCGUAGAUUCCGGACAUCAGCCUUCUAAUGUUGCUGAAAAUCCAGAACCAUUCAUGUCAAGAUUGCCACGAGAAUUAGGCUCAAAAAUAGUCAGACUUGAAAUACCAAACCGACGCAAUGUAUUUGACAUUCUGGAGAAGGAAUCACUUCAACAAAGUUGCCACACUCAUCCUUUAGAAGAUGGUUAUGAGACAGCAAAAGAAUCGUUUUUGUCAGAGGAAGAUUUCAUGGUUCCUAAACUGAACUUGUUUCAUGGAGAUCGAGAAGAAGAUGAACUGCCCAUUCCAAAGGAAAAAAUCAUGCAGAGGAUAGAUUCGCAUAAAGGAAUGAGGUCAUAUCAGUUGGCUCGGCAAUUAUCGAGUAGAUGGGCAACCGGAGUCGGGCCACGGAUUAGUUGCAUGAGAGACUAUCCUUCUGAGCUUCAGUUCCAGGUUUUAGAGCAAGCCAAUUUGUCUCCAAGAUCAAAAAGUGUUAAUGCAUCCCCCCGGACCUCAACCCACUUGAGCCCAAAGGUUCUAAUUUCAACUUCUUUGUGUAGGGAGACAACUGCAGACAGAUGUUCCCUUGCUCCAUAGCAACUGAUACUGUCUAAAACAGAAACAUCAUAGACCAAGUUUAGGUGAAACCACAAUACGAAAUGAAUCGAUUGUAUCAUGAUAGGGUAGAAAUCACGGUAUACGAAUUCUUUUGCAUUCUUCCUGUACAUGUAUUUGAUAGAUUAUGGUGGAAUUAGAA
Juglans regia (Persian walnut) is the source of this 2047-nucleotide messenger RNA. Its product is annotated as IQ domain-containing protein IQM6-like. The transcript has 7 exons. The record is from RefSeq and is a predicted model, not a curated record. NCBI's taxonomy places the organism in Eukaryota, Viridiplantae, Streptophyta, Magnoliopsida, Fagales, Juglandaceae. The coding region runs from base 1 to 1887 and encodes 628 amino acids.